CAGAAACACACAGAGCGGAGCUGAACGCGGACUUUUUUACACGUGUCGACGAUCCCUCAGCCCAGGGUGACAAACCUGUGGACAUGAAGAAGCAGAGGUCGUAGACGAGUUGUGGCUUCGGCGCACAAAGACGCAGAUCCGGCAGGUUCGUCUUGGUGGAUCCGGUGUGAAAACAGAAACAUGAAGUCCAGGAGUCAGGAUCAGAGUUUGUCAGACUCCAGAGAGCUUGACAGAUCUUACGACCCACUAACAGGUAAUCCGCCAUCCAAACCUCACAAAAAAAGUAUAAAGCAGCGCUUCCUUAAACUCAUCCCGUGCUAUCGCUCCAGCUCCAGCUCUUCAGUUAAUCAAACAAGUUUAGGAGAUGAUGGAGAUCAGGCCACAGUGAGUUACAGGCCAGAGGGGAUCGAUCGCCUCGUACAGCAGACCAGCUUCAGCAGGAAGGAGCUGCAGGUCCUCUACCGCGGAUUCAAAAACGAGUGUCCCAGUGGUGUGGUGAAUGAAGAGACUUUUAAAAACAUCUACUCCCAGUUCUUCCCUCAGGGAGAUUCAAGUAUGUACGCACAUUUCCUGUUUGAGGCUUUUGACACUCAGAAUAAUGGAUCGGUCAGCUUUGAGGAUUUUGUUUUAAGUCUGUCCAUCAUACUGAGAGGCUCCAUCACUGACAAACUGAACUGGGCCUUCAAUCUGUACGAUCUGAACAAAGAUGGCUGCAUCACCAGAGAGGAGAUGACAGAUAUCAUGAACUCCAUCUACGACAUGAUGGGGAAGUAUACCUAUCCCAACAUGAAGGACAGUGCUCCAAAGGAUCAUGUUGACAACUUUUUCCAGAAAAUGGACAAGAACAAGGAUGGGGUGGUCACCAUUGAAGAGUUCUUGGAGACAUGCCAAAAGGAUGAAAACAUCAUGCAGUCCAUGCACAUGUUUGACAAUGUGAUCUAAGGCUGUGAUGGACACACCAACAUGAGAUUUUCCCUCCUGUCUGGAGCAUAUCAGCAGUUUUCAGCCCCAAAACAAUGUGGACACUGUUGUUUUCAGGAUGCAAAAGCUUAACAGAUAUCCACCCAUAAACCACCCACUUCUUUGCUUUUUAAUGAAGCUGUGUAGUCAGGGAGUGUGAAAGUUGAAAUGAUCUUUGAAGGAAUGUUUGACUGUGCCAUGCAGACUUGUGUAAAGAAGCAUAUUCAAUGCUGCAGAGGGCAGCUCUUUAACUUUGUUAAUAAUUGAGGCUCAAAAAGAGGGAUGUCAUGGUGGUGCUCUUCACUCUUCUCAGUAUUGACUAUAUUUAGAUGAACACAACAUAAUUGUGUGCUGAUGAAAGGAUUAGAACUCAGUAAAGAGACCCCUAAUCUUAACUAUUCCCCUUAGUCCCACUGGUAACAUAAGCUGCAUAACCUACCACAUGACCCUUUUGCCAUAACAUUGCUACACUCAACAAACCCAGGCUCUGUACAUGCAAGCUCCAGACAGUGACAAUACCAAUGCACCCCCCCCCACCCCCACCCCCAAACCAUAUAGACCUUCAACCCAACUAUGUAAACCAAUGGGCAGCAGGAGUCAGGACAUCACUGGGGUUAUCAAACUGGAUCCUCCCUGCAUAGGUGUUUCAUCCAACUGGUCCCACAACACCUCAUGGAGGCUGGACAACUGGCCACAUCUCCCCAUGCUGACUCCCACUGCCCACCACACCAACACAAAGCCCUCCUUUAUCUCCCCUCCCUACCACACGGACAUCAGAGCUCUAACAGCAUCAUCACCUUCAGCAGACCCAGGCUCUGUACAUACAAGCUCAAAGUAGUGACAAUGCUGGUCUCCUUAUAACAACCAGCAACUAAAAACAACUACUUCUGCUACCAACAUUACAAAUGUAAACUCACCCCUACCUGGCCGCGCUGGUGUGCAGUGCAUGAGUGGAUGAGCAGACACAUGAAAGAAACGGUAUAAUACUGCUAUGUCACACUUUCUGUACUCUCAGUUAUUUAAUGAAGGGCGACUAAUGCAAGGAUCGAGCAAUAAUUUUAAAGAAACACAAUAAACUCCUCUCUGUCCUCCUACAUUUAUUAUACCACUGUGUAUGAUGUGUCUGCAUGAUGUGUUUGUUUCAACUGACCAUAAAGAUGUGAAAUA
Molecule: messenger RNA, 2127 nt
Organism: Cheilinus undulatus (humphead wrasse)
Lineage: Eukaryota; Metazoa; Chordata; Actinopteri; Labriformes; Labridae
Product: Kv channel-interacting protein 2-like
Exons: 9
Coding region: 181-942 (253 amino acids)
Biological process (GO): regulation of potassium ion transmembrane transport
Cellular component (GO): voltage-gated potassium channel complex
Molecular function (GO): potassium channel regulator activity; calcium ion binding
Source: RefSeq, a predicted model, not a curated record